AUGCUGCCGACUAUACUACGACGAUCAGCUUUGACUCGAUCCUUGUCCACGUCCCAUGCCUUGUUGAAACGUAAAGACAAUGAUCCUUACCCUGAUUUGGGGGUUCGACAUGCUCCCCAAAUGGAACUCGAUGAACCAUAUCCGAAUCUUCCACCGAUUCCUCGUCCGGAUGAAACCAUUGAAAACAAAAGAGCACGACUUGUGUAUCAAUCGCGCAAACGCGGUAUCCUGGAGACGGAUUUACUGCUGUCGACGUUUGCCAAGGAACACUUGGACAAGUUCUCAGCGGACGAACUUCAAGAAUACGAUGCUCUGUUGGACGAACCUGACUGGGAUAUCUUUUACUGGGCGACCAACAACAAGCCGGUUCCAGCGGAAUGGAAGGAGAGUAAAGUAUUAGACAUGAUUCGCGAACAUGCCAAGAACGAGAAAAAAGUGGUGCUCCGCAUGCCGGACUUGGGAAAAGAAUAG
Radiomyces spectabilis is the source of this 471-nucleotide messenger RNA. Its product is annotated as Flavinator of succinate dehydrogenase-domain-containing protein. The transcript is spliced from 2 exons. Gene Ontology annotation, cellular component: mitochondrion. The record is from RefSeq and is a predicted model, not a curated record. Bases 1 to 471 code for a protein of 156 amino acids. Lineage: Eukaryota; Fungi; Mucoromycota; Mucoromycetes; Mucorales; Radiomycetaceae. Gene Ontology annotation, biological process: protein-FAD linkage; mitochondrial electron transport, succinate to ubiquinone; mitochondrial respiratory chain complex II assembly.